Molecule: messenger RNA, 3474 nt
Organism: Rana temporaria (common frog)
Lineage: Eukaryota; Metazoa; Chordata; Amphibia; Anura; Ranidae
Product: zinc finger protein 260-like
Exons: 3
Coding region: 1-2391 (796 amino acids)
Biological process (GO): regulation of transcription by RNA polymerase II
Molecular function (GO): RNA polymerase II cis-regulatory region sequence-specific DNA binding; DNA-binding transcription factor activity
Source: RefSeq, a predicted model, not a curated record
AUGCCUUGUUUCAACGGAGUCGGCACCAUGCCUUCCUUAAAUGAUUGGUUUAUGAGGACUGUGCGGGACGGUGCCGUCCUUCCAACAGAUAAGAGGUUUUCCUGUACUGAGUGCGGGAAGCGUUUCCAUUCUCAAGCUAGUCUUAAUGUGCAUAAAAACAUUCAUACAGGUGAGAAGCCACAUUCCUGUCCUGAGUGCGAGAAAUGUUUUUCAGAUAAGUCCAAUCUUUAUAAGCAUCAGAGAUCACACACGAGUGAGAAGAGUGAGAAACUGUAUUCCUGUCCUGAGUGCGGUAAAUGUUUUUCAUCAAAGUCACUUCUUGUCAGACAUCAGAGGUCUCACACGGGUGAGAAGCCGUAUUCCUGUCCUGAGUGUGGGAAAUGUUUUUCAGAUAAGGCGCAUCUUUCCAGACAUCUGAGGUCACACACGGGUGAGAAGCCGUAUUCCUGUUCUGAAUGCGGGAAAUGUUUUUCAGUUAAGGCGCAUCUUGAUACACAUCAGAGUUUACACACGGGUGAGAAGCCGCAUUCUUGUCCUGAGUGCGGGAAAUGUUUUUCAAGGAAUUCACAUCUUUCCAGACACCAGAAAUCGCACACGGGUGAGAAGCCGUAUUUUUGCCCUGAGUGUGGGAAAUGUUUUUCCGAGAAGUCCCAUCUUUCCAGACAUCAGAGUUUGCACACAGGUGAGAAGCCGUAUUCCUGUCCUGUGUGCGGAAAAUGUUUUUCACAGAAAUCCCAUCUUGACACACAUCAGAGAUGGCACACGGGUGAGAAGCCAUAUUCCUGUCCUGAGUGCGGGAAAUGUUUCUCCGUUAAGUCGCAUCUUGACACACAUCAGAGAUCUCACACGGGGGAGAAGCCGUUUUCCUGUACUGAGUGCGGGAAGUGUUUCAAUUCUAAGUCUGGUCUUAAUAUGCAUAAACAAAUUCAUACAGGUGAGAAGCCGUAUUCCUGUUCUGAGUGCGGGAAAUGUUUUUCUGGUAAGUCGAAUCUUCUCAGACAUCAGAGGUUGCACACGGGUGAGAAGCCGUAUUCCUGUCCUGAGUGUGGGAAAUGUUUUUCAAGUAAGUCGCAUCUUGAUAGACAUCAGAUGUCGCACACGGGUGAGAAGCCGUAUUCCUGUCCUGAGUGUGGGAAAUGUUUUUCAGAGAAGUCGCAUCUUGAUACACAUCAGAGGUUGCACACGGGUGAGAAGCCGUAUUCGUGUCCUGAGUGCGGAAAAUGUUUUGUACAGAAAUCAGAACUUGUCUCACAUCAGAGAUCUCACACGGGUGAGAAGCCACAUUCCUGUUCUGAGUGCGGGAAAUGUUUUUCUGGUAAGUCGACUCUUCUCAGACAUCAGAGGUUGCACACGGGUGAGAAGCCGUAUUCCUGUCCUGAGUGCGGGAAAUGUUUUUCAAGUAAGUCGCAUCUUGAUAGACAUCAAAUGUCGCACACAGAUGCGAAGCCGUAUUCUUGUCCUGAGUGUGGGAAAUGUUUUUCAGAUAAGUGGUAUCUUGAUACACAUCAGAGGUUGCACACGGGUGAGAAGCCGCAUUCGUGUCCUGAGUGCGGAAAAUGUUUUGUACAGAAAUCAGAACUUGUGUCACAUCAGAGAUUUCACACGGGUGAGAAGCCACAUUCCUGUUCUGAGUGUGGGAAAUGUUUUUCUGGUAAGUCGAAUCUUCUCAGACAUCAGAGGUUGCACACGGAUGAGAAGCCGUAUUCCUGUCAUGAGUGCGGGAAAUGUUUUGUACAGAAAUCAGAACUUGUCUCACAUCAGAGAUUUCACACGGGUGAGAAGCCGUAUUCCUGUCCUGAGUGCGGGAAAUGUUUUUCAGUUAAGUCGAAUCUUGACUCACAUCUGAGGUCUCACACGGGUGAGAAGACGUAUUCAUGUUCUGAGUGCGGGAAACGUUUUUCAAAUAAGUCCAGUCUUUCCUAUCAUCAGAAAUCACACACGGGUGAAAAACCGUAUUCCUGUUCUGAGUGCGGAAAAAGUUUUUCAACAAAGUCGAUUCUUCUCAUACAUCAGAGGUCACAUACGGGUGAGAAGCCGCAUUCCUGUCCUGAGUGCGGGAAAUGUUUUUCACAGAAGCCCAAUCUUUACAAACAUCAGAUUUUGCACAUGGGUGAGAAGCAGUAUUCCUGUCCUGAGUGCGGAAAAUGUUUUUCACAGAAGACCCAUCUUUACAGACAUCAGAGAUCUCACACGGGGGAGAAGCCGUAUUCCUGUCCUGAGUGCGGGAAAUGUUUUUCACAGAAGCCCAAUCUUUACAAACAUCAGAUGUCGCACACGGGUGAGAAGCAGUAUUCCUGUCCUGAGUGCGGAAAAUGUUUUUCACAGAAGACCCAUCUUUCCAGACAUCAGAGAUCUCACACGGGGGAGAAGCCACGUUCCUGUCCUGAGUGAGGGAAAUGUUCCUCACUGAAGUCCUGUCUUCGGGGUCUGGAUUACUCGCGAUGUUAAGGAGUACACUAGUAAAAACAUAGCUCCGCUACUAAUAAAACUGAAACAAUAAAAAGGAUACCUGGAACCGCCUCCCUCUUUCUGUAGCUGGGAGAUGCAACCUGAUAAAAAUGAUCUGGCUCCCCCAGAUAUUAUACGCACUCCACAACUCCCCGAUUUGCGUAAACCAAAUAUGGUUUAAACGAAUGGAAGGGAGUUAUUGUGGAAAGGAGGCCAGGCCAGAAUCAGUUUGCAGACUAUGCAACUCCCAGUAAGGAGGGGGGGGAUGGCGGUCCCAACACCCGAGAAUAUAUUUUUUGGCGUCUCAUCUACAACAUAUAGUGGGCUGUGGCAACCAAAGCUUAGGAAAUGAUAGUUUCAGACUGAUGUUAUCAGGGACAACAUGAAAAAAAGAUGUUCUAUCCUGAAAGGAAGAAAAAAACACUGCGCUAACAAGUAAGACACACGUGAGUGUAUAUAAAGCUGCUAGUACUAAUGCUGCGUACACACCAUGGGCCAGAUUCACAGAGCAAGUACGCCGGCGUAUCUACUGAUACGCCGGCGCACUUUAAAAUUUGAUACGCAGGCGCACUUUCACUUUCAGGGCAAAAAAGUGCGCGGUAUACGCCGAUAAAUACGGUAAUAUUGCGAAAGGCUUAAUCUCAGAGCUAUAUGACAAACUGGGGGCUGGAGUCAUAAAUCAAACUGGUGUGACCUGUCAUCCGCCCGCUCUAAGAGCCGAGUAAGAUGAGAAAAAGAUCUUGGGUUAGUAACCUCGGAGCAGUGGAGUAAGAUUUUUUUUUUAUUUGUAAAACAGGGACAAGGCCGCGCGGGCCGACAAGGAUAAAACAUAAUAGUACACGCAAUGGAUAAAUUACACAACAGCAGAACACAGGGAAAGAGGGCUUGGAAAUGCCAAUUCACUAUACGUACACAACCUAUGUAUGUGUUUAUAUACUUAUAUAUUUGUAUUUGAUAACCUAGAUCACUUGUAAGUAAAUAUAUGCUGUUAAAUAUUGGAAAAGAAUAAAGAAAAAUUAACCUGAA